AUGGAGCUGGCGGAACAGAUUGACGAUUCGACAUUCUGCACAAUGAGUGACGAAGCCCCCACCAGAGUUACGGGCAUCUGUAGUAGCUCGCCCGAUGUUACAAUCGCUAGUGGUAGUCUGAUAAAUAGCAUAACCUGGCGACCUAYGCUAACUCUCGCAUCAGACUAUCUGCCCAUAAUUAUCUCGAUCGAGAAACCUGCCGAUUUCGUUUCUGUGGACAACCGUACCUUCGUUAACUUUAACAAAGCUAUCUGGGUUCGCUUCACAAAAUUUACUGAGAGGACCUUUAAAGCUCUACCCAUUCCUAAGGACGUAUGCGUUGGCGAACGUCAAUUUCGCAAGGUGAUCGCAACAGCUACCGCUCGCUUCAUCCCAGCUGGACGAAUAGCGGAAAUCUGCCCCAACUUCCCAGCCGAAGCAACCGUUUUAGCUAAUGAGCGCGACACCUUACGCCAUGCCAAUCCCGGCGAGCCCCGAAUAAGGGAUCUCAAUUUGGAGAUUCGGCGUAUGGUAAACCAUCAUAAGCGGACGAAAUGUAUAGAGCACCUGAAGUCCUGCAACCUCUCCACCGGUGUGAGUAAGCUUUGGGCUACUGUCAAAGCUUUGUCUAAUCCGAAAAGUCACGACGACCGAGUUGAAGUUCAAUUCAAUGCACUUAGCGUCAUAAACGCUCAGAUAGUCCGUUGCCUUAACCAGAAACCACUCUGUGAGAGAACGAUCCUCUUAGUGUUGGACCUGUCAAAAGCUUUUGACACGGUCAACCACAAAACGCUCCUGCAGGACAUUGAAAAAACCACGCUUCCUCCAGGGCUCAAGAGGUGGACCAUGAACUAUCUGAACGGUCAUCAGUCAUCCGCACUAUUGGAGGUGCAACAUGUAACUGAGAAGAAUUAA
This is a messenger RNA of Bactrocera latifrons, 894 nucleotides long. RefSeq lists its product as uncharacterized. Lineage: Eukaryota; Metazoa; Arthropoda; Insecta; Diptera; Tephritidae. The coding region runs from base 1 to 894 and encodes 297 amino acids. The transcript has 2 exons. The record is from RefSeq and is a predicted model, not a curated record.